This is a messenger RNA of Ipomoea nil (Japanese morning glory), 1140 nucleotides long. RefSeq names its product F-box only protein 8-like. The record is from RefSeq and is a predicted model, not a curated record. Bases 1 to 1140 code for a protein of 379 amino acids. Lineage: Eukaryota; Viridiplantae; Streptophyta; Magnoliopsida; Solanales; Convolvulaceae. The transcript has a single exon. Gene Ontology annotation, molecular function: protein binding.
AUGGACUACCCUUCAAAAAAAUUGAAGAAGAUGGACGACGCUACUUGCAUAUCUUCUCUCCCCCAAGAGAUAAUUCUCAAAAUUCUCGCCUGUCUCCCUCCAAAAUCUGCAGUCUCUUUCAGGUGCACUUCCAAAUUCUUCCAAACUUUCAUCCCUCAGCCGCACUUCAAGUUUAGAAUGCUCUUCUGGUUCCCAUUCACAAAUCUGUACACUGUGGGCUUUACUACUGAAGAGAGCCAUGGAAGGCUCCAACCCAGCAGUCUCCAAUGCUCGGCAGAUGAAUUGCAGCGUUUUAAACAACUUAUUGGUUCAAGCUUUGCAGAUGGGAAGCUUUGUCUGAUCAACAGAUGGGGAGAGACCACUAUCUUGGACCUUAGUACAAGACAAUAUAUUUGUCUUCCCCUUGUCGAGCCAGGGGACCUGUGGACAAAAAUGUAUUUCGGUGCAGCCCUGGGUUUUGAUCCGGUGUCGAAAAGGUACAAGGUUUUGAGGUCAGAAUUAUACCGUAAUAAUACUCACCCCUAUUACCAGGGUAUGUUGAAGGUUUUAACUCUUGGGGUGGAUGAAUCAUGGAGGGCGGUGACUACAGAUUACUCCUUCCUCGCUUGCCAGCCCAUUGCUAGUGUUCAAAUUGAUGGUAUUAUCUAUUUGAAGAUGCAUUGCAGGGAUAAACAAGAAAUAGUUGUAUUUGAUAUUGAGACCGAGAAUUUAAUUAGGGUGAUACCUUUUCCCUAUAUAUUCCGUGUUAUGCCGACGAUGUAUUAUUCAUCAUGGGUGAAAUUAAAUGGUCGACUAGCUUAUAUUUAUGUUGAUGUAAAGAGAAGGACCCGAAUAUUUGUUUGUAAUUUGGAGAAAUCAUUGGGACCGGGGUGGGACAAACAUGAGAUUCCUCUUACAUUGGAAGAGGCUAAAAUCAUUAGACAAGCUGAAUCUGUGAGCAUUACAGCCAAUAGUAUUGGGGAAAUUGUGUUCUUGAUUCAAGCUAAGAAUAUGUCUCCUUCAAUUUUAAUUUAUGCAUGUGGACCACAAGUAUGGAGAAAGUUUGAGAUAUGUGAACUUCCUGGUUAUUCAUCUUCUCAAAGUUGGAGAAGGAUUAAUACUGUGCAUGUUAUGGAAGAGAAAGUAUAUUUUUCUGAAUGA